This is a messenger RNA of Cajanus cajan (pigeon pea), 603 nucleotides long. NCBI's taxonomy places the organism in Eukaryota, Viridiplantae, Streptophyta, Magnoliopsida, Fabales, Fabaceae. The record is from RefSeq and is a predicted model, not a curated record.
AUGAACUAUCUUUUCCCCAUAUCUGGGACUCUAUCACUUGCCUCUUCAUUGGUUUCACAAGUACAUGAUGCUGCAAUGGCAGCUGAAGCUGGUGCAAAUUUUAUUGGAAUGAUCAUGUGGCCUAACUCAGAGCGUUCAGUUUCGCUUUCUAUUGCAAUGGACAUAUCAAAAGUUGCAAGGGAUUAUGGAGCAGAGCCUGUGGGUGUAUUUGUGGAUGAUGAUUCAGAAACAAUUUUAAGAGCUUCUGAUGCAGCAAACCUUGAAUUUGUGCAGCUUCAUGGACAAGGAUCUCGGUUAGCUUUUCCAUCUUUAGUUCAGGAAAAUCGUGUAAUAUAUGUUCUCCAUGCAAAUGAGGACGGGAGCCUUUUAAACAAAAUUUCUGAUGAAGAGUGUUCUCUAGUUGAUUGGGUUCUUGUAGAUAGUGCAAAGGGUGGAAGUGGUAAGGCAUUCAAUUGGGCCCAGUUGAGACUACCAAAAACCAAAAGCAAGUACGGUUGGCUCUUAGCAGGAAUUCGUUUUGAAAACAAAAUUGUAACAAGCCAUCACGAGGAUAUUUCCAAAUCACAACAUUUCUUUCUUGAGAUACAUAAUAAUUUAAGGUGA